Molecule: messenger RNA, 1200 nt
Organism: Ailuropoda melanoleuca (giant panda)
Lineage: Eukaryota; Metazoa; Chordata; Mammalia; Carnivora; Ursidae
Gene: C4BPB
Product: complement component 4 binding protein beta
Exons: 6
Coding region: 364-1134 (256 amino acids)
Source: RefSeq, a predicted model, not a curated record
GAGUCUGUUGUAGCAGGAUAAGCCCGCAGUUCAAAGGAACUGGUCAAUUGGAUUUGCAUAACAGAAACCUGGAGAUUUCUAAAACUGAGUUUUAAAACUGGCAGCUCAUCAACCUCCCCCCUACUUCGUGUUUUUGCAGAAUCCCUCCCUGUACUAAUUUCCUCAUAGCUGUUCGUAUUUCCUGCUCUAGGAUUUACUUUUUUUUUUUUUUUAAUUCUUCCAGGAAAGAGAAAUCAAGACAACCUCUUCUCUAGGAGGGAGGUGGUUGGUAUCCUAAGCGGUGUGAGAAGAUCUACUUUGAUCCAAACCAGGUGUGGUCUGGUUUGAGUUCAUUCCAGCCUGGGUCAAGCAACUGACCACAAGAUGUUUUUUCGGUUUGUGUGCUGUCUUGUGGUUGUGUGGCUGAUUUCUGCCUCAGAUGAGAGCUGUCCAGAAUUUCCCUCCGUGGAAAAUGGCAUAAUUGUUAUAGAGGAGGCAGAAGGACAAGUUCUGGGAACUUCUAUUUGCAUCAAGGGCUAUCACCUGGUAGGAGAGAAAAUCCGUUUUUGCAAUGCCUCUAUGGAGUGGAAUGCUCCAGUUCCCACAUGUCGACUGGGCCACUGUCCUGACCCUGUGCUGGUGAAUGGCAAACCCAGUUCCCUGGGUCCUGUGAAUGUGAGUGACAAAAUCACGUUUAAGUGCAAUGACCACUACAUCCUCAAGGGCAGCAACUGGAGUGAGUGCCUGGACAACCACACUUGGAUGCCUCCCUUACCCGUCUGCAAAAGCAGAGACUGUGGCCCUCCUGGGAAUCCAGCUCAUGGCUAUUUUGAAGGAACAGAUUUCAACUCAGGAUCUACCAUUACUUAUCACUGUGAAGACAGGUACCGCUUAGUAGGCACGCAGGACCAACAGUGCAUUGAUGGGGAGUGGAGCAGCGCACUUCCAGUCUGCGAGUUCAUCCAAGAAGCUCCCAAACCAGCUCCACAGACUGGUUUUGAUAAGGCACUUUUUGCCUUUCAGGAGAAUAAAGAACUUUGCAAAGCCAUAAAGAGCUUUGUGCAAAGACUAAAGGAGAAUGGCUUAACGAUGGAGGAACUAAAAUAUUCUUUGGAAAUAAAGAAAGCUGAGUUGGAGGCAAAAGUGUUGUCCUGACAUUGUAGCUGAGCAGCCUGGGUAAUAGAAAUGCACCUAUGAAUAAAUUUUCUCUUGGUUCUACAA